Molecule: messenger RNA, 1724 nt
Organism: Nycticebus coucang (slow loris)
Lineage: Eukaryota; Metazoa; Chordata; Mammalia; Primates; Lorisidae
Gene: TCF23
Product: transcription factor 23
Exons: 3
Coding region: 1-645 (214 amino acids)
Biological process (GO): regulation of transcription by RNA polymerase II; developmental process
Molecular function (GO): DNA-binding transcription factor activity, RNA polymerase II-specific; protein dimerization activity; RNA polymerase II transcription regulatory region sequence-specific DNA binding
Source: RefSeq, a predicted model, not a curated record
AUGUCACAGAGGGAGGUCAGAAGGGCAUCAGCAAUGGCAGCAGUGGGGCAUAUUCGGUCUAAGGCCAAAGCACGGUUGCUGCCAGGCCUGGACAGAAAGAGGAGCCGUCUCAGCAGGACAAGGCGGGACCUGUGGGGAGAGACAAGCUGGAGCAACCAAAGAUGGAGCCGAGCUGCCCCCGGCCCUCAGGGGGCCAGGGCAAGGGGCCUGACUCUUGGCAGGAGCGAGUCCAGCCCUGAGAAUGCUGCCCGUGAGCGGAGCCGGGUAAGGACACUGCAGCAGGCCUUCCUGGCCUUGCAGGCCACUCUGCCUGCCGUGCCACCUGACACCAAGCUCUCCAAGUUGGAUGUGCUGGUGCUGGCCACCAGCUACAUAGCACACCUCACUCGCACACUUGGCCACGAGUUGCCCGGCCCCGCCUGGCCACCCAUCCUGCAUGGACUCCGCUACUUGCACCCUCUCAAGAAAUGGCCGAUGCGAUCUCGUCUCUAUGCUGGAGGCCUAGGAGGUUCUGGCCUUGACUCCACCACAGCCACUGCAUCGGGUCAAAGAACAAGAGAUGCAGAGGUGGCGCCCCGAGUCUCUGGAGAGGCAGAUGCUUUCCUUCCCACCAAGCCACUCUCGCCAGCUCUUGGUGACAAGUGAUCAUCACACUCACCCUUUUCUCCUAGACUGCGCCUCACACGUAGGGACCUGGACUUUCUACCAGUCUUACCUGCUUCUCAGUCUUACCUCUCAGCCAUCAGGUUUGGCUCAGGCUCUGCUCCAGGGUCCAGUACACAGACCAAGUGAAGCAGUGGGCACUUCUGUGGUGGAGAGUGCAGAAGAACACAGGAUGGAGAUCCCCUUCUUGGCCUCCAGGGCAGGUCUCCUCAGGUUCUUCUAUGGCAGCUACCAGGAAGUGGGAGUGGGAGGGGUUAAUUGGGUUCAAAGUUGAGUUAGAGCACCACACAGCUCUUAGCUUCUCUCCCCCUGGUUUCUACAAAACCUCUGCAGAUGUGGAGAAGAUCGCGCAGGGAGGACAGCACCAGUCCCAGGGGCUGAUGGGAAGGCCAGAGGCCUGAGAGGCUCUUGGUGGCUGGAGUCACACGGCCAGAGGGGAAACUGAAGAAUGGAAUGUGCUUUCUUUUUAUUUUUAUUUACCUGAAAGUCAAAGAGACAGUGAGGAACUCAGGAUUCCUGUCUCUGCACUGUGGGUUUCUCAGCUGCGCCUCACCCCUGCAUGCUCUCCCUCCCUGAGCUCCUGCACCCUUCCCUCUUUUCUUCACAUGAGUUAUAGCUACAGAUUAGGCCAUCAAGCUCAUAUUGCUUACACUGCAAUUUCCAGAGAAACUUUCAGAUUGUCCCAGCUGCCCAGUUUGAGAUUUUAUCCCAAAGGCAGCUCUACCUUGCGAGAACCAAGCAGCAACUCAAGGCCUUACAUAAGAAGGAUACUGAGACUCCAUCACAUCCUCCAAGGACCUUAAAAUAAGAAUGUGUAUCAGCCUUUUCCACAGGCUGAUAAUCACUGUCUUCUCUUUCCGUUAUGUUAGAGACCUGAGCUGAAGGAAAAACAAACCUUAGAUUCAGCGGGUUCCUUAUUGCCAGAGGCUUCACUGGCCCUGGAGUUAUUUUUCUCCAGUCUGUCCACAAAUUAGCUCCUUAGGGCCAGCUCAUCCCUUUAGAGAGGGACGCCCUCCAAGGCUUUUCCUAAGUCCUGCCAUGGGUGCCAGAAAUGUGAUACA